AUGGAUGGUCUCAUGAAGCAAUCUGCAAGAUUUGGCCAACCAAAGACGAAGCAGGCCCUGGCGAUAUGGCCUGAAGAUGAAGAUGUUCUUUGGAAGUCGGGUGUGUUGGGCAGAAGAAACCCAAAGCAGCUUGUGGACACGAUGUUUUGUCUUGUUGGCAGGAAUUUCGCACUGCGCAGCGGAGAAGAGCACCGUGCGUUGCGCUUUGGUUCCACCAGCCAGAUCAAGCUGGUGGAGAAGGACGGGGAGCGCCCGUACCUUCUGCACACGGAGGAAGUUUCGAAGAGUUACCAGGGUGGUCUCAAGACCUGGAAACUGACCCCCAGAACGGUCAAAGCCUUCAAUAAUCCGCAGUGCCCCGAGCGGUGCAUUGUCUCACUUUUCAAAACCUACACGAACAAGCGUCCAGAUAGCAAUGAGUUUUAUCUCAAGCCGUUGAGAAAACCAAUCACUCUCUCCGCCGAACGUGUGCCACGGUCCUCUACGAUGAGGGCAUGGACGAGCAGCUGA
This is a messenger RNA of Sycon ciliatum, 510 nucleotides long. RefSeq names its product zinc finger MYM-type protein 2-like. The record is from RefSeq and is a predicted model, not a curated record. NCBI's taxonomy places the organism in Eukaryota, Metazoa, Porifera, Calcarea, Leucosolenida, Sycettidae. The coding region runs from base 1 to 510 and encodes 169 amino acids. The transcript has a single exon.